Molecule: messenger RNA, 931 nt
Organism: Prunus avium (sweet cherry)
Lineage: Eukaryota; Viridiplantae; Streptophyta; Magnoliopsida; Rosales; Rosaceae
Source: RefSeq, a predicted model, not a curated record
AGCGAGCGUGCUAUUUUGACGCGCGAGUCCGACCAAUCCAAUUGCUAGACCAAAUCCAUAUCCAAGCUUUAAGAAUCAGUUUCUUCUUCUUCACCUAGAACUAUCACCACCAUAAUCCCAGUCACACAAACCAACCACCACCGAUUCAAACCCAGCCACCUGAAUCAACCACCACCAAAUCAAACCCAAUUGAACCUUCCGAAAAAUUAUCAACCAUCGACCGUGGCUUAGUGAAACCAAAUGGAAAUUUGUGACUUUGAAGAAGAUGAAGAUCUGUGACUUCAAAGGGGAAUAAGAGACCGUGGCUACCAAAAGUCAUGAGUUUUGUUGAUGCUCUUUUUGGGAGGUCAACUUAGAUAGGGAAGUCUUGGGCCUUCAGCAGUCCAAGAAAUAUUUAAGGCUAUCAUAUUAGACUCUCAAAGUGCUAGAGUCAUAGGGUUUGCUCUAUUAACGGCUAUGCCAAUGUCAGAAACAGUAGAGUUUUUGGCAUCGGGGAAGAUACAGGCAAAUGAGUUUGAUGCGUUGGUUUGUAGCAGUGGAAGUGAAGUUUACUACCCUGGUACUUAUACAGAAGAAGAUGGAAGACUUUUCCCUGAUCCAGAUUAUGCAUCACAUAUUGACUACCGUUGGGGUUGUGAAGGUUUAAAGAAAACCAUUUGGAAGCUGUUGAAUGCCCCUGAUGGUGAUCUAAAUUCCGCGGCUUCCAGCCACAUUCAGGAAGGUUUGAAAUCAAGCAACGCUCAUUGCAUCUCGUACUUAAUAAAGGAUCCUAGUAAGGCAAGGAAAGUUGAUGAUUUGAGGCAGAAACUCAGGAUGCGGGGUCUGCGUUGCCAUCCAAUGUACUCCAGGAGCUCAACAAGAAUGCAAAUUGUUCCUCUCCUUGCUUCUCGAGCACAGGCACUAAGGUAUUGUUGAUAUUUAAAACUUGGAA